AUGUGGUCAUAUUAUCACCAGUACUCUCACUAUAAACUAACUGAAAAAUCUGUUGGGAGCUUAGAAGCAAACAUUGGAGCCUUCACAGAUCCUCAACACAACCUUUACAUCGCUGAUGCUUCACCAUCAACAGAAGAAGUUCAGAAGCCCGGAAACCUGCAACCUGGAGGGGUGAUAGUUCAGAUUAGAAGCACGGGUAUUUGCGGGUCUGAUGUCUACUUCUGGCAUGCGGGACGCGUUGUCUACAACGUACGCGAACAUGUGCUCUUCCUGUCAACUCCACCUGUUUCCGGCCUCCUCCGUCGCUACGUCACACAUCUCGCAAGAUGGUGUCGCAAGCUUCCCCCAAGCAUGUCUUGCGAGGAUGGCGCUCUCCUGGAGUCUCUGUCCGUCGCACUCGCCGCAAUCGAUCGCUCAAAGCUCAGACUGGGCGAUUCGGCAGUAAUCUGUGGCGCAGGACCCAUUGGCCUGAUCACCCUUCUUUGCGCAAAGGCAGCUGGCGCCGAGCCAAUCCUCAUCACAGAUAUCGAUCGGAGCCACCUGAACUUUGCGCAGACACUCGUCGCAGACUCGCCAGGUGUUCUACGCAUAUACCCUGUGCAGCGCGGGAAAUCCGAAGAAGAAUUGGCGGUGGGAAUGAAGGAGGCAUUGGGGAUGGAGCCCGAUGUUGUUCUAGAAUGCACAGGUGUCGAGAGCUCCAUUGGUGCAAGCAUUCACGCUGUCCGCUCUGGUGGAACCGUGUUCGUUGUUGGCGUCGGGAAGGACCAGAUGAAAUUCCCGUUCAUGAGGCUGAGCACCCGAGAGGUCGAUCUGAAGUUCCAAUACCGGUACUGCAACACGUGGCCCAGGGCAAUCAGACUCCUGGACAGCGGAAUCCUGUCGAACAUCCGCAAGCUGGUCACACACAGGUUUGCCAUUGAGGACGCGGUAGAGGCCUUCAAGACGAGUGCAGAUAUAAAGAGUGGAGCUAUCAAAGUGCAGAUUACAAACAAAGAUUAG
Tuber melanosporum (Perigord truffle) is the source of this 999-nucleotide messenger RNA. RefSeq lists its product as uncharacterized. Gene Ontology annotation, molecular function: L-iditol 2-dehydrogenase (NAD+) activity. Gene Ontology annotation, biological process: D-sorbitol catabolic process. NCBI's taxonomy places the organism in Eukaryota, Fungi, Ascomycota, Pezizomycetes, Pezizales, Tuberaceae. The coding region runs from base 1 to 999 and encodes 332 amino acids. The transcript is spliced from 4 exons. The record is from RefSeq and is a predicted model, not a curated record.